Molecule: messenger RNA, 1749 nt
Organism: Egretta garzetta (little egret)
Lineage: Eukaryota; Metazoa; Chordata; Aves; Pelecaniformes; Ardeidae
Gene: MRM1
Product: mitochondrial rRNA methyltransferase 1
Exons: 6
Coding region: 1-996 (331 amino acids)
Biological process (GO): rRNA methylation
Cellular component (GO): mitochondrion
Molecular function (GO): RNA binding; RNA methyltransferase activity
Source: RefSeq, a predicted model, not a curated record
AUGGCAUCCAGUUGUCUCACGGAUAACCUGCGGAGGUUGGACUUGCCUGUCCUCGUUCAAAGGAAGCCGCGCUUCGCAGGGGUUUGCCGAAAUCCCCAGGCAGCGCCGGCCGGCGCGGGGCCGUGGGGCUCCCCUGGGGGGGACUUCAAGGCGAGGAGGAGGCCGGAGCGAAAGCCUCUGCCCAUCGAGAGGACUAAAGGCUCAGAGAUCUUAUUUGGGAUCGCACCGUGUUCCCUGGCCCUCUCUCAGUCGAGGAGGGACCUGUUCAGGUUGUUCCUCAAGCAGAGCAGUGGCCCUCGGCGACUUGUUACGAGUGAGUUUGUCCUCCAGGCCACAGCCCGGGGGGUCCCCGUGCACCACGUCAGAAGGAGAGAGCUGGAUGCUCUCUGCAGAGGUCAGGUCCACCAGGGAGUUUGUUUGGAGGCCACUCCUCUCCGUUUCAAGAGUUUGGAGGAUGCUGAAAAGCCUGAUGUGGGGGAUGAAAAGAGGCCGAACCGGCAGCUGAUUUGGUUGGUGUUGGAGCAGAUCCAGGACCCCAUGAACCUGGGGGCAGUGCUGCGCUCUGCCUACUUCUUGGGGGUGGACAGAGUGGUGACGAGCCAGAGGAACAGCUGCCCCUUGACUCCAACGGUGAGCAAAGCUAGCUCAGGAGCCAUGGAAGUCUUCGAUGUCUACAGCACAGAUGAUCUCCGGAGCUUUUUGAAGGCUAAAACUGCAGAAGGCUGGGAAGUCUUGGGAACGGUCAGCAAGCCUGAGGAUGUGGAAAAUGUUCCUGUCAUCAGUUGCUUGGAAUUUCAGUGGAAUAAACCCAUUAUUAUAGUAAUAGGCAGUGAAGGUGACGGACUUUCCCUGGAGACGCAGCUCUUGUGCCAUCGGAUGCUGGCCAUACCCCCUGGCAGAGCACUUCACCCCGGGAUCGAGUCGCUGAACGUCUCUGUUGCUGCUGGUAUUCUCCUGCACUCCAUCUGCAGCCAAAAGCUGAGGCACGGUGAUUAAAUUUUUUUUUUUUUAUUUGACGGGGGAAGCUGCUCGGCUUGCUCUGUUGGUGUGGAUAUGGAAGUGCUCUUCUCAGGGGCUCCACCGUCGCUGCAAGUUCCGGGGAGACCCCCGUUGACCUGAGUUGUGUCUUGGCUGAUGCACGAUACCACCAGAACCCUGGUUUACCGCUGAAGUCAGACACCUGCACGUACUAGGUAACACCUCCCACUGCCACCUUGGAGGAGGAGCAGCUGUCAGGAAGGGAGACAAAGCUAGGUUUUAAAAGCACACAGCCAAAUCCUUCCGUUCUUGCAGUGAAAUACCUGGUGAUGGCUGCGAGCUUUGUGCUUGUUGCGUGGGGGACUUUGUACAUUGCUCGUGCUGUGGAGAGAAUUUGGGCUGUAGGGGAGAGACGGUCUUGGCUGGUGCAGCCACCGAGAGCAGCCGUGCCCCGUGCCUGAGCCCACUGCCCCCGUAGCAAUUUCUUGACGAUGAGGUGGUUUCUCUGUUGGGUAUUGCUGUUUGAACAUCUGAAAACACACCGUGUUGUGUUUGGUUGUAAACCAGGUCUGCAGCCCUGCCAAAGGAUGGACGUGAGCUGUUAGAAAACAGCUGUAGUGAGGAAAAAUGCCGCCCGUUGAAAUAAAGCCUCUGUAAAGACUGGUCGUAGACUCGAAUCAAUCCUUUUUGUGUCAUAUAUAAAUCCAGGCUGUGAUUAGUGGAACAGGGCACGUCCUUCGGGUGGGAAAGGGAAUCGGGAGCUUGUUGGCU